Messenger RNA from Durusdinium trenchii, 1314 nucleotides. The record is from the annotation of a GenBank genome assembly. Lineage: Eukaryota; Dinophyceae; Suessiales; Symbiodiniaceae.
CUUGAAAAUUACUGCAAUUUUCCGCAAUGACUCUCCCAAGCCAAUUGCCGCAAUUGCCUGAAUCCCCGUGGUGGCUUCCCUGGUGCUCACUAAUGGUGAUGCUGGAGGCUGCCGUUUUGAUUGUUUGGGCCCUCGUCUACAUCACUCGAAGGAUGACGAAGUCGGUGCCUGCUGACAGUUUAGAGCUCUCAGCGACAAAGGAAAAUCAGGAUGAGUCACCUCACCUGGUCCUGACGAAUGCUUCACCCUGUGGACCACCUGCCUCAUCCCGUUCAGACAAUGUGGAGCCUGUUAGUUUUGACAGCGGCAUUUGUCACGGAUCUUGGCUGUGUGUUCACAAGCCAACUUAUGAACCUGACCGCAUGGCAAGCGGCAAGUACCCUCUAGCAGAGCACUUGCACGAGAGGAAGCGCUUGUGGGAGUGGCGCUUGCAGCUGCGAUUUCGUGACAGUGUCAGCGCAGACAGUGUGUACUUCGGAUGCGAGCAAGACCGCUACUACCAUGUAGGAACAGUUGAACGCUACAUCUCGAGCUCCGUGAUAUCUCUUUUAAGGCAUGCCUCUGCAGACAACAUGUAUCAGACUCAUGGAGAGGAUCCUGCGUCUGUCCACGGUGAGGCUGAACGCCCAACGAUCGCCUUUCCACUGUGGGUCAUGGAUCAGUUGAUAAUCACCGAAGAGGGUGAGGAAGCGCCAAAGCUAAAUGAUCCAGACUUUUCAACCUACGGAAUAAUCCGUGCGCAGAACAGAAAGGGCAUGCAGGAGGCCUUGAAUGGCCUCGAGUUCAAGCCAGGGCGCACAUUCACAUUCGGCUUUUGGUGUAUUGCACAAUUUGUGGAUGCCAUUGGUUGGAGAGUGCCAGCGAGGGGCGUAAUUCCUGAAGUCAAGCUCAAUGAAAUUGGUACUCACCCGCCAAUCUACGUGACAAUGUAUUUACUCCGUCCACAGGAUCAAUGGACAGAUGUGCAGGGGCGUCGUGACACUCGACACUUGGACUCCAGGAAGAUUUACAUUUGGCGUGUCUCACUUUGGAGCUCUGCUCUGCCACCACCGUUGGAGCGCCAAAAGGAGCUCCAAGGCGCUGCUUUUCAUCGGCGACGUAUGCUGUCUGCAGAUGGUGAAGCAAAGUCAAAUCCUUUGUGCGCCUUCCCUUCCUUUCCAUGUCCUUGGUGAGGUGGUUUGAAGCGUGCCAACAUGACAGUGACAGGCACAAUUCGUUUUGCAACGCCAACGCGGUUGUUCAGAGCCGAAGUGCUCAAUGUUUCCCUGGACCCAGACAGUGACAUUGGCUCCUGCAUAUUUUCAGCUAGGGUCC